Molecule: messenger RNA, 1350 nt
Organism: Botrytis byssoidea
Lineage: Eukaryota; Fungi; Ascomycota; Leotiomycetes; Helotiales; Sclerotiniaceae
Exons: 3
Coding region: 1-1350 (449 amino acids)
Molecular function (GO): protein binding
Source: RefSeq, a predicted model, not a curated record
AUGGAAGCGGAUGAUAAGAAGCCCACUCUUGUGGCUUCAACAAAUGAUACCUAUUCUUGUUCUAUAUCAACUUCUCAUUUGCGCGAGCUGGAAUUGAGGAAAAACGACGCGGCGCAAGACGGAACAGAAUCUGUGGAAGAUGAGGGGUUGAACAAAGACGAAGAUCAUAGGAUCAGAGAUGAAGAUUUGGAGGUUAAUUAUUUUAAAAGUGCGCAAUGGACACCCGACGGAACAACUCUCCUGACUUCCUCCGCCGAUAACCAAAUCCGUACAUUCAUCCUGCCGCCCACGCUUCUCGAUGAUCCUUCUACUCCACUAUCUCUCACUCCCUACACAUCACACACCUUUCCUACCCCCGUGAAUUGCAUUGCUCCCUACCCACACUAUUUACUCUCAGACCCCAGCACAACCCUUUAUCUCAGCUGUCCUAAUUCCCUCCCAAUCCGCCUCUCAAACAUCCUAUCUCCAACUGCUACCCCCCAAGCCAGCUAUAAACUUAUCUGCCCCACCACCGAAAAAUACCUUACACCUGCAUCUAUUCUCUGGAGCUCCCCCGGGACCCAUUUCCUAACCGGGACCGAAUGUCUCAUAUCCCACUUCGAUAUCUCUCGGCCCGGAUCCGGUCCCGUCACUAAGCUCCCCACUAUUCCUUCCAAACGCCAUAAAAUCAAGGGUGGCGGCGUGGGAAUGCGCGGUAUUGUAAGUGCAUUAUCGUUGCAACCAUGUCCUGAACCGUCUGGUACAAGUAUUCUCGCAGCCGGCACUUGGACAAGGUGGCUUGGUCUCUAUGAUGCUUCUGGAUUGGGCGGAACCGUUGCUACAUGGGAUAUUUCUUCAGCAGCUGAUAGUGAGGCAGGGGUUGGAGGGCAAGGGGUUAGUGAGGUGGGGUGGAGUAGCUGCGGAAGGUACUUGUGGGUUGCGGAACGGAAGAGCAGAGGUGUGCUUGUAUAUGAUGUGAGGGUUACUGGGAAGCUGAUUGCUUGGCUAGAGGGCAGGGAAGCGGAGACGAAUCAAAGGAUGGGAGUGGAUUCUUUCGAAGGGGAGAAGGGGAUGGAGCUUUGGACAGCGGGCACAGAUGGUGUUGUGAGGGUGUGGGAGGGAAUAGGGAAGAAGGAAGGGGGUGUUGAGUGCGAUUGGGAGUGGAAAGCUCAUGACGAUCCAAUAGGCUCGACAGUAUUACAUCCAUCUGGAACAGUCAUAGCAACAUGUUCAGGCCAAAGAGCUGAAACGAACAUCGAUCUUGAUGUUAAUGAUGAUGAAAGCUCACAAAAUUCGCUGCAAUUACCGCCUAGGACACCUAAAGAUACAGGCAGAACAGCAGAUAAUAGUUUAAAAGUGUGGAGUUUAUAA